UUUAUAAUUUCUUUUUGUAUAUUUUCAUCAUAAUAAUUUUACGUUUAAUAGCUGCUAUUACGUCUAUCUAUUAAAUAUCUAUUAUUUUUUAAACAGAGACGCCAUCCAUGCUAAAUGUACAAAAUGGGUAAAAAUAAAAUGAUCGCGAAAAGCUGUCCUAAAUGCGAACUACAGGUGGCUGUAGCAUCAAAGUCAUGUAAGUGUGGGCACACGUUCUUCGCGGCACGACGUGGUGCCGACACACUGCCGGCUUCUGAAGAUAUUAGACGAAGGACUGGAAGAGUGAGACGUUCACAGCCGCAGUUUUAUGAUUCACAGCACUACCAGAAGGAAAAGAAGAAAUCGCCAAAGAAAAGAUCUCUAUCUACAACUAUUGAAAAUGAUUUCAAGAAAGAAAAGGGAGAAACUGUUGUUUAUAUUCCAGCAACUGCAAGGGCUCGUCGUAGACGUGCCUUGAAACGCGCCAAUCGCUCCCCAGCUGUUGGCGAGCGAGGACGUGAUCCAACACCUCAGUUAAAACCAGCACAAAUCGCUAGAUGCAAUGUUAUCUUACAAGAGAUUAAUAGGAAAAUGCGUGCUGUCACUUGGCGCCCACCAACUGACAGUUGAAAAGAACAAAACUUGUCUAUGGUUGUACUUGAUAUUGACAUGUGUCGAUUUUUAAUACAAAAAUUAAAUUCAAACAAGGAUAUUUGAAUCUGUAAAAGGCAUUGCUACGUCGGUUGGGUUCGACGCAAUAUAUAAAACCUACUUAGAUAUAGAAAAUGACAUGACGUCUACAGUAUUAAGAUCUUCUGACAAUAUUUGACUUUGAUAAAGGGGUGCUAGUGAGCUGUCAAAAUUUGACUUGCCCGGUUCGGAUAGCCUUGGUAUAUAUGUUGGGUUAGUUCAUCUAUUCUACUUGAUAUAUAACCCUUAAGGGUUAAAGAUGUCUAAGUAUUGAAAACUGAAAAUUCUAACAUCCUGUAUAGUAUUUUACAAUUGCGCCAACAAUUAUUAGAAGUUAAACUUCAUAUGCAAACAGAAUCUUAAUUAGUCUUGUAAUUUAUAUAACUUUUUAUAGUAUUGUUU
Messenger RNA from Papilio xuthus (Asian swallowtail), 1071 nucleotides. RefSeq names its product UPF0547 protein C16orf87 homolog. The record is from RefSeq and is a predicted model, not a curated record. NCBI's taxonomy places the organism in Eukaryota, Metazoa, Arthropoda, Insecta, Lepidoptera, Papilionidae. The transcript has 4 exons. The coding region runs from base 115 to 609 and encodes 164 amino acids.